Heteronotia binoei (common prickly gecko) is the source of this 6462-nucleotide messenger RNA. It is a transcript of the gene SORBS1, whose product is annotated as sorbin and SH3 domain containing 1. NCBI's taxonomy places the organism in Eukaryota, Metazoa, Chordata, Lepidosauria, Squamata, Gekkonidae. The coding region runs from base 34 to 6291 and encodes 2085 amino acids. The transcript has 35 exons. Gene Ontology annotation, cellular component: cytoplasm; nucleus; cell-substrate junction. Gene Ontology annotation, molecular function: protein binding. The record is from RefSeq and is a predicted model, not a curated record. Gene Ontology annotation, biological process: cell-substrate adhesion.
CUCUCCCUGGUGGCUAAAGGGGAGGGGGCAGAUAUGGCCCCUCUGACGGAAAAGGCAGAUCAGAGGCAGAACCAGAACUUGGACGUGCAAAAGCCAAGUCUUGCUGCUGCCAUGUCUUCUGAACAUGAAGAUGUUGAUGUGGGAAACACUGUGGUGAAUGGAUUAGUAUCAAGUAGCAAUGGACAAGAGAAAGUGAAUGAUGUCCCUUUAUGUUCACGCUCUGUUUCUGCUGUUAAAAUAAUCCCUGUGAAGAAAGUGAAACGUUCUCCUGGCCUAGUGUUGCCGACAGACCUGGACCCUGCUAAAGUCUGUGCUGGUAAGGGGGCUGUGAUUCUUCGAGCAUCUCUGGCCUACGAGGAAAAUCCUAGUGCCAGUCCAACUUGUCCACAGGUGGUUCAGCAGUCCGAAAGUGACUGGAGGUUGUCACCUAAUAUUGACUCUAAUGGGGAUGCUCCACCUUCAGCUCUGGCUUCUAAGGGUUAUCGGAGUGUGCGGCCAAACAUCCCAUCUGAGACCAAACCCCAGACUCCUUCCCGCCCCACUCCUCCGAAAGAGGAGAGCUUUGCUUGGCACCCUCGCACCAACACUAAAAUAACCCACCUGCAGCCUGUGCCUAUCAUGGACUGUGUGUACCUGAAUGCCCCUAAAUCGUCGGCACUCACGAUUGGCGGCAGGCGGAAUUUUUCUUCCUCCCCCAGGCCCUUCAGAGCAGCGCCUCACAAACCCACAGAUGUGAUCCACAUAGACAGGGUGCAUGCUGGGAAAUCGCUUGUGGGAAGUAGCUCCUUGUUACCAGAUGCAUCCUCUGAGUACCAAAACAAACAGGAUCCUGCAGAGGCAGAUCCUAGUAGUGGAGUUGGACUGAAAUCCAACCAGGAAACUAGAGCAGAGAAAAAGGUCAGCCGUCUAUAUGUAGCUUGUUUAUCUAACAACACUUGCUUGGCUGCAUCCGAAAAUUCCACUGCCUGUGCACAUGACCAAACAGAAGGCACCCGUUUUGGAGCUGAGGUCACUGUGGCACCAGCCGUCAACUACGUUUCCUCUGCAAUAGAUACCAGAGAGCCUCUUCCUCCCUCUUCUCCUCCUCCUCCUCCCGUCCCUCCCAGGCCAUUCUUUAAUAUUGUUCUCGGUGGAGAUGCAGUUAGUUAUGGUGAGAGCCAUCCUUCCUGGACCCCCCAGGCUGUUGAGGACCCAGAGGUAGAGCCCCCCCCAUGUGCCACUGGCAGUGAAGGCGAGAUGAGGAAGGACUCCUAUGUUACUCAACACCAGCAGCAUCUGCCACAGCAACGUCCCUGCAAGGCGAAGGGAUGUGGAAGGGAUGCCACUUACUCCGCCACCACCCCAGCUCAGACUAAGGUCAUAGUAGUGCCACUCCACCAGGUUCACCCAGACAGAGGGCAAGAAGCCGGCUCGGGCACACCGCCACCACCUCUGGUACCUCUUGGGCAAAGCUCAGCCUGCCCUGAAGCCUCUCCUGCCAGCUCGCACCUGACCUUCCCAACCUUAGAUGAUUUCAUUCCCCCUCACCUUCAGAAGGGCCCCCACCAUUACCAGCCACCUGCUGCUGCUGCCUCUGGGACUGUGCCCCACCUCCGCCCGAAACUGCCGCCACUCUCACCGCCACCUUCACUGGUCCCUCCCAUCACAGAAGGCUCCAGCCGAGUCCCGGAGCCCGAGAGCAUGGGAGUUGCCGUGCGCACAGAUCCUUGCCCUGUGCUCAACGAAGCCCCCAAACUCAGCAGCGGCACCGGCGUCAGCAGCUCCUUAACGCUGGGCAGCAGAACUCCCUCUGCUUACCCCCCCACCACCAGCGUCAACCCCACCAUUGUUCUUCUGCAGCACAACAGAGAGCAACAAAAAAGGCUUAGUAGCCUGACAGAGCCUGUGUCGGAGGUUCUAUUGGCGGAUAAAGUAAACCACGCACCUGUCCAAGAAAAGCCCAGCCAGCGUCAGUCUCAGAGUCAGAGGCGAGCCAUGGAGGAGCUGAAGAGUUCACAGCAGGCCUUUGAUUCCUCAGUGGAUGAUGUGGGCAUUCCAUUACGGAAUACAGACCGAUCAAAGGAUUGGUACAAGACUAUGUUCAAGCAGAUCCACAGACUGACCAAAGACCCUCCUGAGGAAAACCCUUAUUGCCCCACCUACAAAUUCCCUGAACUUCCUGAUACCCAGCCAAAGCCUGAAGAAGAAAAUCCUUACACUCCUACCUACCAGUUUCCUGUGUCUACUCCUAGCCCUAAAUCUGAAGAUGAAGAUUCCGAUUCCUAUUUUCCUCGUUACUCCUUUCAUGAAGACACAAGAAUUCCAUCUUCAGUGCCGCGUUCCAAAAGUGAGAAUACCAGCAUUGACGCCGAGAAGGUGGUCAAGAGAUCAGCCACUCUCCCAUUGCCGGCCCGUUCCUCAUCUCUGAAAUCCAGUCCUGAGAGGAAUGACUGGGAGCCUCCAGACAAGAAGGUGGACACGCGGAAGUACCGUGCAGAACCCAAAAGCAUCUACGAAUACCAGCCAGGAAGGUCUUCAGUUCUGAACAACGAGAAACUGACUCUGGAUAUAAGCCCAGAAGAGAUAGAUUUAAAGAAUGAGCCUUGGUAUAAAUUCUUUUCGGAAUUGGAGUUUGGGAAGCCGCCUCCAAAAAAGAUAUGGGAUUAUACUCCUGGAGAUUGCUCUAUCCUUACUAGAGAGGAUAGAAAGACUGAUCUAGAAAAAGACCUCUACCUCUACCAGACUGAGUUAGAGGCAGAUAUAGAAAAGAUGGAGAAGCUUUAUAAAGUAUCCAAUAGGAAGCUGCCGAAGAGUACAGCAGGCUCAACUCCACUGGAGGCGUUUUCGGACCAUUCACCCCACUCAUCGUAUUCCCCCAACUAUCAGUCCUACAAGAGAGAGCUGGAAACAAGUCCCGGGGAUUCUGCCGGGCUGGAAAACGAAAGGCAGAUUUACAAGAGUGUCUUGGAAGGAGGAGACAUCCCUCUGCAGGGGCUGAGCGGUCUCAAGCGGCCCUCCAGUUCAGCGUCCACUAAAGUGGAUCGUAAAGGUGGGAAUGCUCAUGUGAUUGCAUCCUCUUCAGUUAAUAGUCGAACCCUUAACCCUAGCAAUGCCAGUACACUAGGCCGCCCGUGUAUCCAUAAGAAACCUUUAUCAGCCGCAAAAGUCUGUAUUGCUGAAGUACUUCCGUCCAAAUUCAAACCCAGGCUGGCCACUCCACCUUUUUCUGGGCAGGACCAGAAAAGUCACCUCUUGCCUCAUGAGAAAACACAGAGCUGUGAAAACCUCCGCCACUCGUUUGCCUUCCAGACAGAUGCAGGGGAGAGCUUUGAGAACUUGCUGAUGAAACCGAGGCAGGAGGGCCCAGUCAAAUCCUGCAGCACUCAGAGCCUGCAAGAGUAUGGUUCAUCCGGCUUCAGGAAAGGCUCCUGGGAGAAUGGGGCUGAGUUCACCCUGCUGUACAGAAACAUGCACCAGAUCAACCGCUCUGGGAUCCAGCUGGGCACCACUUCGUCCUGCAGCGUGAGGAACCUCGCCUCCCAGUUUGAGAAUGAGCUGAGCGACAAGAGGGAGCCUGCCCCCAGCCGGGAGCACCUGGAGCAGAUCCCCAAGCACACCGUCUCCUCACGGGUCACCGCCUUCGAGCUGCUCAUCCAAAGAUCCCGGUCGAUGCCUGCCCUCAACUUCUCCAGUGCCCAGAGCAAAUCCCCGGCUCCUAGUCUCUCCAACAGCUGCCUGAGUUCUGCCCGCUCAGCCGAGUAUCUGCUGGAUUUUCCCAAACCCCACCUGGAAGACAAGGAGAUCCCCCACCUGGCUGACGACACUUCCUCCCAGUCUUGUAGCAACACGGAGGACGCGGCAUCCGAGUUCAGUGAUGUGGCUCCCGUGGACACACUCUCAGCCAGCACUGACAGGACCGACCUCUUGUCUAACGUGUCCAAUGACAGCGGAGGCAGCCACAACGAGUCGCAGAGGUAUAAAGCAAACAAAUGCAAAGGGGCCUGCCCAGCUUCCUACACGAGAUUCACAACCAUCCGGAGGCAUGAGCAGCAGCAGUAUGGAAGAGGAGACCCAUCUGGAGACCUCUGCCUGCUCCCCAGGAAUGUUUACCUCAUGAGCCCGCUUCCAUUCAGGCUGAAAAAGCCCUGGCCACCCCAUGCCAGGAAGACCUUUCCUUUGCAGUGUCCGGGAGACUGGCCGGCUUGCAGCUCUGAGAAUCAGAACCACCUGGCUGGAUGGUGGGGCAGCUCCCCUUCCCCAGAGAAACCUCUCGCUCCCAUGCGCCUCUCUUCCUUUGACAUUGUCAAAAGCCUGAGCCCCUUCCCAGGUCCAGAGAGUGGCCGAAAUAGCUCUGUUUCCCUCGCGGACUUUCCAGAUGCCUUUAAUAAUGGGAAUGUUGUUCCUUAUGCUUUAUACCACAACUUGGACCCAAACAACAACCCGCAAAGGGAACUCAGGACAUACCUUCGAGAUUCAGAAUCGCCCAGGCAUUUUGCACCACUCGAUUACAUGGAGAGUCCAGAAGAAAUUCUCCGAAGGCGCUAUGAUGAUAAAGAGAAACUGUUAGAGGACCAGAGACGGCUUAAGCGUGAGCAAGAAGAGGCCGAUAUUGCAGCUAGAAGGCACACGGGGGUCAUUCCUACGCACCAUCAAUUUAUCACUAAUGAGCGGUUUGGGGACCUCCUAAAUGUAGACGAUACUGCAAAGAGAAAAUCUGGGUCAGAGAUGAGAGCUGCCAGAGCGAAGUUUGACUUCAAAGCUCAGACACUGAAGGAACUCCCAUUGCAGAAGGGGGAUAUUGUUUACAUUUACAAGCAGAUCGACCAGAACUGGUAUGAAGGAGAACACCAUGGCCGAGUGGGCAUCUUCCCACGGUCCUAUAUAGAGCUGCUUCCCCCCACAGAAAAAUGCCAGCCAAAGAAGACGCCACCGUUGCAAGUCCUGGAAUAUGGAGAUGCUGUUGCCAAGUUCAGUUUCAGUGGGGACACUCAAGUGGAAAUGUCUUUCAAAAAGGGUGAAAGAAUCACGCUGCUUCGGCGAGUGGAUGAGAACUGGUAUGAAGGAAGAAUCCCGGGCACCAGCCGCCAAGGCAUCUUCCCUGUCACCUAUGUCGAGGUGUUCAAGCGGCCUGUCGUAAAGAACACACUGGACUAUACCGACCCGCUGUUCACCCACUCUCCGAGCCGCAGCAUGACGGCUUCCCCACAGUCUCCCAAUUCUGAGCUGCUUUUCACCCCGACUCCUCCACCUUUGCCUUUCUCCCGCCUGGCCCUGUCUCCGGAGCUGCAGGCCGUCACCUCGGAGUGGAUUACCCUGACCCUGGGGGUGUCGCGCAGCAGCACCCCAACCACCACCCCUCCUUUGCCACCUCUUCCUGACAUUACCGGGUGUCACUUCAGCCUGUCGCCUUCCAUUGGCCCUCCCCAGUCCAGCUUCUCCAGCUCCCCCAGCUCCAGAGGUUUCCUUUCCCCACUGCCUUUCUGUCCUUCCAGGCCUCAGGCCUCUGCUCAGCACCUCAGCCUCAGCCCUCUGCCAAGUGAAGAGAAGUCGCUUAGCUCCCCUUCCCCCCACAUCAGCCACAGCGGCUCUCCUUGCUCUGUGGUCAGCAGCCCCGACAGUUUCCUCUCAGAGCUCAGUGGUGUCCUGGGCCAGCGAGACAAGGCCCAGAGGAGCCGAGGAGUCAGUCAGAGUAUUGCCAGUGAGGACAGAGUUCCAGCCGACGGAGACUGCCGUGGCGUGCCUGACAUCUCUAGGGUGAGGUGCCCCAGACCGGAGCAGUGUGCUAGCUGGCCACAGACCUUUGAGGAGAGCAAGCUAAUUCAGGAGCAGGGAGAUGGUCCCAAGAGAAGGGACGUGGGCCAUUAUAAGCAAGGUGAAUGGAAGGAGAAUCUCAGCAGGGCUAUAAAGAUGGCCGAGGCAAAGCCCUUCUCUCCGUGUGCUCCUCUCUCUUCUUCCGCUGUCACCGCCCAGCCUCCUCCUCCUAGACUCACCCGCAGGGUCAUUGUGCCUCAGCCUUCCCAUCAUUCAUUGAGGCCAGGACCGGAUCUCACAGAGUCUGAAAAGAGCUAUGUGCAACCACAAGCCCUGCCGCUGGGAGCCAGUCCCGACAGGAGCCACCCCCCACAAGACACACUGAGCUACCAGGCGUUGUACAGCUACAUCCCUCAAAAUGAUGAUGAGCUGGAAUUAAGAGACGGGGAUGUCGUAGAUGUCAUGGAGAAAUGUGAUGAUGGCUGGUUUGUUGGCACAUCCAGGCGAACAAGACAGUUUGGUACUUUCCCAGGCAACUACGUGAAACUGGUGUCCUUAUAGAAGCCACAGUUGUUUUCCUCAGGGAAGAGGGAGGGACACGGGUUGGAAAUCCAGAGUCGUUUUGGGGAGAGAAGGGAUGAUUUCUGAAUGUAGCAGAGGAGAAGCGCGACGUGGAAUGUGGUUCUGUGGUUUGGGACUGGACUGGUGGAAAGCCCUUUGCCACCUUUGGGG